This is a messenger RNA of Colletotrichum destructivum, 2280 nucleotides long. Its product is annotated as Putative Zinc finger C2H2-type. Bases 1 to 2280 code for a protein of 759 amino acids. NCBI's taxonomy places the organism in Eukaryota, Fungi, Ascomycota, Sordariomycetes, Glomerellales, Glomerellaceae. Gene Ontology annotation, biological process: regulation of transcription by RNA polymerase II. Gene Ontology annotation, cellular component: nucleus. The record is from RefSeq and is a predicted model, not a curated record. The transcript is spliced from 3 exons.
AUGUCCGUCUCCGUCAACCCUCGACGCAGGACCCCGGUGACUCGCCCGGAGUCCCCUGCCGCCAGUGGCCUCAGUCUUAAGACCAACUGCCUCCGCAAGGGCGCUACCUUCCACUCUCCCACCAGUCCUACCACGUCUUCCUCGGAUGAUGCCUUGACUGCUCCUCCAAGCCUUCGACGCUCCCAGACCAACCUGGACGACGUUGUCGAUGCUCACUGCCGCCGCAUGGCGCUCAUUGUCGACGACAUCGACAAGUCGCUGUCCAACAUCAACCUCGUCUCCCCCAACGCCAAGUCCUUCCGCGACGACAGCCUUCCCGUGCCCAGAGGCUUCCUCAACCUUCCCGUCGUUGACCCCGCAAUGGCAAAGGAUAAGCCAAAGGAGACGGAACGCCGCAUUCUGCGUCCCAGAACCCGCCGCUCCUCGAGACAUCAUGAAUCAGACAGCGGACUCGGCACCUCUGUUGCGCACACCGCUGAGACAGAGCCUGCGACCACGGCAUCAAAGAAGGCAUCGGCCAUCACCAGGUCUGCCGCCAACACUUCUUCUUCCACCAUGGAGAAGCUUCCCGCCCUGAGCUCCAGGGCUGUAAACCGCAUCCACGAGCACGUCCUCCGACCGCUCCGGGCCAAGCCUGCCCUCAAGGACUUCGAGGCGAUUGUUCUUGACGUCCCCAGGCGCAUCAGAGAAAAGGAGAUCAUCUGCCUGAGAGACCUUGAAAAGACGCUCAUCUUCAUGGCACCGGAGAGGACCAAGACCGCCGCCUUGUACCUUGAUUUCUGCCUGACGUCGAUCCGCUGCAUUCAAGCCACCGUGGAAUACCUCAGCGACCGAGAACAGACUCGACCCAACGACCGCCCUUACACUAACGGCUAUUUUAUCGAUCUUGUGGAACAGAUUCGCCAGUACGCCGGCCAACUUGCUGCUGCCAAGGAAACUGGAUCAGACGCUGCCGAUAUGGACGUUGACCCAACCGACGAAAUCAAGCUUUUUGGUGGCAUCGCCGAGAACGGACGCCCUGCCGAGCUCGUCCGCGUCCGCAAGGACGGCAAGGCCAUUUCCAUGGCGACUGGCUUGGAGGUCGACCUCGACGACGCCAAGAGCCCCAUUCAGAUGAAGCGCUCCUUGAGCCAACAGCUGGAGGACGACGAGGAGAUUAUGCGCUCCAUGGCCCGCCGCAAGAAGAACGCGAGCCCCGAGGAGCUCGCCCCCAAGAAGUGCCGUGAGCCCGGCUGCCCCAAGGAGUUCAAGCGCCCUUGCGACCUAACCAAGCACGAGAAGACGCACUCUCGUCCCUGGAAGUGUCCCGUCAAGUCUUGCAAAUACCACGAGUACGGCUGGCCCACCGAGAAGGAGAUGGACCGUCACCACAACGACAAGCACUCGUCGGCCCCGCCCAUGUACGAGUGCCUGUUCUCGCCGUGCCCGUACAAGUCGAAGCGUGAGUCGAACUGCAAACAACACAUGGAGAAGGCCCACGGCUGGCAUUACGUUCGCACCAAGACCAACGGCAAGAAGCCCUCGAGCAAUGCCGGCAGCGUUACACAGUCCACCCCCCAGCUCAUCCACAUGCCCACUCCCUCCACCAGCAGCGCUGCCACUCCUCCUCCACCAAUGGACCAGUUCAACUUUAACGACCCAAUUCUCGCCCCAAUGCAUGCCAUCGGCCCUGUGGGCGACUUGGCGUCUCACAUAGACGGCAUGGAGUUCCCCUCAUACAUCUCGGACGAGGAGUUUGACCAAGUUCUGGGCGCUUCGGGCCCAUUUGAUGGCCAGCUUGACAUGUCGAUGUCUCCUCCGGACCACAACACCCCCUCCACCGAUGUGUCUUACGGCCCGUACUCGUAUCAGGAAGGCCCUGACUUCACUGUGAACGAGGACAUUUAUGGUGCCCACGCUCAGCUCCCUACUCCCGACCGAGCUGUCUUUGCCGAGAAGAUGAACAUGGCCUUCCCCAUCUACCAACCUGUUCCCACUUGCCAGCCUGAGAUCGACACCGCUCAGAUUGCUCCACACAUUUCCCCCAUUGGUCAGGGUAAUGCCAUGCUCUACACCCCAAACUCACUGGCUGAGGUGGACGAAGGCUUCGAGGACACUUUCACUGGCGCCAAUGAGUUCUGCGGUAACGACUUCCAGCUCUUCCCGGCCACCACUGUGACCAAGACGUACGAGCCCCUUUUUGGCGAGGUGCCCAGUGCUGGCUUGGGUUACUCCCAGACUUCGCAGGAUCCGUUCCAAUCUAUCGACUGGAUGGACUAUCAAAACUUCCCGAGCCAGUAA